This is a messenger RNA of Saccharomyces paradoxus, 1974 nucleotides long. RefSeq names its product cyclin-dependent serine/threonine protein kinase SGV1 (gene SGV1). Gene Ontology annotation, cellular component: nucleus. Gene Ontology annotation, biological process: protein phosphorylation. The record is from RefSeq and is a predicted model, not a curated record. The transcript has a single exon. The coding region runs from base 1 to 1974 and encodes 657 amino acids. NCBI's taxonomy places the organism in Eukaryota, Fungi, Ascomycota, Saccharomycetes, Saccharomycetales, Saccharomycetaceae. Gene Ontology annotation, molecular function: ATP binding; cyclin-dependent protein serine/threonine kinase activity.
AUGAGUGAUAAUGUUCCCCUUGCGGUUCCUCCAAAAACAGAGUUUAAUAAAUACAAAAUUGGCAAAGUGAAGAGUACACCGGCUAUCCAACGAGAUGCAAAGACUAAUUUAACAUUCAUCAAACUAAGAAAAAGAAGUAGCGAGAAAGUUUACGGCUGCACCGUUUUCCAGAAUCAUUAUCGUGAAGAUGAAAAAUUGGGACAAGGUACAUUUGGUGAAGUUUAUAAGGGAAUUCAUUUAGAGACUCAAAGACAAGUGGCGAUGAAAAAAAUUAUAGUUAGCGUAGAAAAAGAUCUGUUUCCUAUAACUGCACAACGAGAGAUUACCAUUCUAAAGCGUUUGAACCACAAAAACAUUAUCAAGUUAAUCGAAAUGGUGUAUGACCAUUCACCAGAUAUUACAAAUGCGGCAUCCAGCAACCUGCAUAAGUCAUUUUAUAUGAUUCUGCCGUACAUGGUAGCAGAUCUCUCUGGAGUUUUGCAUAAUCCGAGAAUCAACUUAGAAACGUGCGAUAUAAAAAAUAUGAUGCUACAAAUAUUAGAAGGCUUAAAUUACAUUCAUUGCGCAAAAUUCAUGCAUAGGGAUAUAAAGACAGCAAAUAUUUUGAUUGACCACAACGGUGUUUUAAAGCUUGCCGAUUUUGGUUUAGCAAGACUGUAUUAUGGCUGUCCUCCAAAUUUAAAGUAUCCUGGUGGUGCAGGUUCUGGCGCCAAAUAUACAUCAGUAGUGGUGACAAGAUGGUAUAGAGCACCUGAGUUGGUUCUUGGUGAUAAACAAUAUACGACAGCCGUUGAUAUAUGGGGAGUUGGAUGCGUUUUUGCAGAAUUUUUUGAGAAAAAACCCAUUUUACAGGGUAAAACGGAUAUUGAUCAGGGGCAUGCCAUUUUCAAACUACUAGGCACACCAGCAGAAGAAGAUUGGGUCAUGGCUAGGUAUUUGCCAGGUGCUGAACUAACAACAACGAAUUACAAACCAACGUUAAAGGAAAGAUUUGGCAAAUAUCUAAGCGAAACAGGUCUAGAUUUUUUAAGACACUUAUUAGCAUUAGAUCCCUACAAGAGAUUGACGGCUAUGUCUGCCAAACACCAUCCUUGGUUUAAAGAGGACCCUUUGCCAUCAGAGAAGAUAACAUUACCAACCGAAGAAAGUCACGAAGCUGAUAUCAAGAGAUACAAGGAAGAAAUGCACCAGUCAUUGUCCCAAAGAGUACCUACAGCACCAAGAGGUCAUAUAGUUGAAAAGGAUGAAUCUCCUGCCGUGAAAAAUAUUGGGGCGAUUCCAAAAGGCCCCAAAAAAGAUGACGCAAAUUUUUUGGCUCCAACGAAGAACGUAGUACCUAAGCCGCCCCCUCCGAAAAUAAGAGAUCUACACCAAACUCCCAGGCCGUAUCAUGUGAACAAUGAAUAUGCUAAAAAUGCGAUUGCACCGCCUGCUGCCCCUGCAGGAGUUAAUAGAUACGGUUUCAACAAUAGUUCCAGAAAUAAUCGCUUCAAUGGUAGCAGUACCGCACCUAAUAAUAGCAGGAACCCCGUAAAUCGAUUUCAUCCUGAGACAAACGGCAGCUCUAAAUAUACCAAGGCGCCUUUGCCACUGGGGCCACAGUCAAGAUACCAGGGUAAUUCAAGUGAUUCGAGGUACAAAAGCUCCCCAAAUGACUCUAGAUACCAUCACCCUAGGUAUCUUAACAAGCCGGAAACCAGCUUUAAUAGGCCACCACAAAAGUAUAGUCGCCAAGAACCCAAUGCACAGAUCAACCGGAAUUAUAAUCCUUCUAACGGUCCCCGCAAUGCUGCUGGUGAUUAUCAUCAAGGCUCGAGACCGGCCCACCCGCAGUUUCCAGUAUCAUCCUCUCAGGGCCAGCAUCAGCUUGUGGGUAAACCAAUAGAGAAAAAAAACGGAAGCUUUAAGGAUGAGAGAGCGAAACCAGAUGAGCCUAAGGAGUUUCAAAAUAGUGAUAUUGCAGAUCUAUAUUAG